Lytechinus variegatus (green sea urchin) is the source of this 4187-nucleotide messenger RNA. Its product is annotated as mucin-5B-like. The transcript has 6 exons. Gene Ontology annotation, biological process: regulation of transcription by RNA polymerase II. Gene Ontology annotation, molecular function: RNA polymerase II cis-regulatory region sequence-specific DNA binding; DNA-binding transcription factor activity, RNA polymerase II-specific; protein dimerization activity. The record is from RefSeq and is a predicted model, not a curated record. Lineage: Eukaryota; Metazoa; Echinodermata; Echinoidea; Temnopleuroida; Toxopneustidae. Bases 157 to 3177 code for a protein of 1006 amino acids.
UUAUAAUCGUAGUGGGAAGAAAUGACGUACAUGAAUGAUUCUCUCCUGAAAUAUGGUGUUAUUUCCCAGGAAAACAACGAGUUGUGAUCUUUAAACGGAUAUUACAGUGGCUAUAUUCUCUUUCGUGCUGUGUUUCUCAUAUUUACAUGAGAAACCAUGAACAUCGAGACGUUGUUGGAGGCUGCUAAAUAUGUGGAAUCGGGUGGAGUAUUGGCCGGUGCUUCGACAGAGCAUUCAUUUACACGUGGAAAUGAUGAGGUUGAUACUGGAGGUCCACCAAGUGGGGUUUCUUACACACCUUCAAUUCUUGAGAAGCAAUUAACCAGCUCACCACCUCCUCGGACCAAGUCCCCGGGUGCAAGAUACCAAGAGGCACCACUAGGUCAACAGAAAGUUCCACCUCCAGCAUCAAAACAUGGAAUCCCAUCAAAUUCACAAGCACCUACGACAACAGUAGCAACCAUCCCAGUAUCAUCAUCUUCCAUUAUCCAGCAUGCUCCACGUUAUCCUGCCCCAAAUCCUCCAGUAUCAUACCAUCUAUAUACACAUGUACCUCCACAACACCUGCAGCAACACCCUGCCCAGCAGCAACACCAACACCAUCCUCAUCCGUCACAGCACCAGCAACUUUUGCCACAACAUAUCCAACAGCAGCAUCCUCAUCUGCAAGUGCUGGCUCACCAUCAGCAAGGUGAGAAACAACCAUGUUUCCUUGGGGACUCUACGGCCAGCCCCGUGCCUCCCGCCCCUCCGCCAGCCCCACCGCAACCAUUAUUGUCACCUCCUACAUCAUCUGCAGUUGCCUCGCACGUGGUAGGACCAAGUCAGGCCAUGGACCUUCUGCAGCUAGGUGAAUCUCAAAGAAACAAGUACACCACACUUACCAAUGUCACAAGUCCAAGGGCAAGGGGUAGCCCUGGAAGUCACCAUGGUAGCAUGAGCCCUAGACUUGUUCAUCAAAUUGUCAGCCAUAAUCAGUGGGUCGCUGGCGAGAGGCCGGUGUCUCCAAAGCAGUCGCCUGGUAAUCCGAAGCAAUCUUGUGAAAGUGACUCCAAUGAUUCAGCAAAUGAUGGCAGUGGCAAGGAUAAGAGGGCUGGAAUCAGAGAGGUGCAUAAUAAACUGGAGAAAAACAGGCGGGCACAUCUAAAAGAGUGCUUUGAAAACUUAAGAAAGGCAGUACCUAACAUGGAAGAUAAGAAGGCAAAGACAUCCAACCUUAGCAUUCUACGUGGUGCCCUCAGAUUUAUUCAGGUCUUGACACGCAAAGAACGGGAGCUUGAGCAUGAACUUGACCGACUGGUACGGCAGAAGAUUGAAGCUCAACAGAGAUUGGACCUUCUCAAGAUCAAGAACGGCCUAACCAUCGGCAAACCUCUGAAACUACCAACAGCCAGGGAGGUGGAGGAGAUGGAAGAGGAUGACGAUGAGGAAGAGAGACUGGUUGUCGUUGAGGAUAAGGAUGUGGAAGUCACAGUGGAUGAUGAAAAGAAGAAUGAAGUUGACGAUGAUCAAGCGUCGACAUCUACUGCAUCAGAAGCGGAAGAAGAGGAGAGGAAAUCUCGUGCCCAGUCCCGAUCCCAAUCUCCUCUCCACCAACCUGUGUCAUCUUCUCAUCUCCCUUUCCCUCUUCCUGGAGUCUCCAGCUCAUACCAGCAAGCCUUUGCCAGUUUCCAAGGAACCAUGAAAGAAAAGCUUCCUUACCCCAAUCCCACUUCCCGCCCGAUUGGACUCAGCCGCUCUGCCAAUGAAACCAUGUUGAGGUUAACUAACAUGAGAGAUGUGCAGUCCCCUCCAGGCUCCGAUCCCUCGAGGCCAAAGCAGAAACAUCCAGAGGCCAUCCUGUCCAGACAUGGCUCUGCCCCAUCCUUGGGAACCAGUACCAUUCCACCACAAAGGACCACAUACAUGCAAAUGUCACAGGCUAAGUCUACAGUGCUCCAUAGUGUUGCUAGUCAGAUAUCGCCUGCCACAAUUGGGGCUAGUCAGUCUACGGGAGCACUGGCCGGAAGUGUGACCAGGCAGACAGUAAGCCAACUCUUGGGGAAGCAACCGGUUGUCAGGCAACCCGUUAGACGACAGCUCUCGUCUCAGCUUCCUGUUAUCCAGUCUCCGCUACAGACUUCUCAUCAGCUCCUCCCGCGGAUCAUGAGCACCCCUUCUCUCAGGUUAGGAUUCAACCCGUCCACGCAAGGUGUGAUGGGACCUAAUAAACCAGUUGUUACAGUAGGAAUUAACUCUCUGCUUGCACAACCUUCGGUCAUUCAAACUACCAGCACCCAUAAGACUAUCAUAUCAAGCGGACCAGGGACAACAGUUCCAAACCCAAGCACAGUGACAUUCACUGCCAAGUCGACCACACCAUCAGUGAUAACUGCCUCUCCGCUUACAACUUCUGCUGUUACCAGUCCACUUACUUCAAGUGUUCUAAGUACAACAAUCGCAGGAGCUCCAAGCACUACAAGUCUAAUGACUGCUUCAGUUAUCACUCAGACUCUUCCAGUCAUGUCUCAUACUGGUCACAGUCAGUUAAUCCCACCUAUUGCCCUACAGUCUCCAGCUAAUCCUGGUGCAUCUUUUCUCUUCACCCAUCCAUCCAACUACAUUGGCCUGCCUCACUCCAUGUUGCCACAGCCUUUCCUUGGAUCAUUUGCAGCUACAAGACCAUCUCCCAUACAACUCGCCACCUCGACACAGGUUAGCCCUUCCUUGGCAACCACACAACCUCUUGUCCAUCCGUCCACACAGUCCCUUGAUUCUGCCAAUUUACUAGCUCUUGCACAAGCACUCCCCAAACAAAUGCCCCCUGCACAAUACCCGAGUGCACUGAGCAUUGGUAGCCUAGCGUCUUCGGGAGCACUUCUCUCAACGAACCUACCAGGGGUCAAGCAUGGACCAUUCACUACUGUGGCAUCAACUGCAGUAACUGCAGCCCAAAACACAGUGUCCACAGCCCCUGCAAGUAAAAAAUCCAAAUCCUCUUCCUCUGGGGGCAAAGGAUCACGUAACAAACAUGGCAAAAAUCUUAAUGGUAAGACUGAAAUCCAAAUUACCACGUCAAAGAUAGCCGAGACAAUGGCCACCUUAACCAACAAUACCCAGGUAAUUGCUAAAAAUGGACAUUCUGCUUCAACAGUUGCUAACAGGACUAGCCAGCAAUCUGUUGUGGUCAAAUUAUAAUGCCUACCUGUGGGAAAGAGUCUUGGAUGUAGACUGCCUUAUUAUUUAUUAUUGAGACUUCAGUGCAUGAUACAAUUGAGAUGGUAAGCUGGUUGCCUUGGGUGCUUUAUACAUAUAUAUUGGCAUCGUUGCUGCUGUUUGUUUGAGCUUUGAUUAUGAAAGUGAUGUUAGUUCUGAAAGGCAAAAGCAUGCAAUAAAUACUCUAAAGCCAAUUCAUAAUUAUUCCACAAUAUCAUGUACCAUGAAUUUUUUCUUCUAAAAUCAGUCAACAGUGUUUUUAUCCUGUGUGAUUGUGUUUCACUUGGAUCAGACAAUUAUGAAAUUAUUAACUUAGAUAUUGCCUGAUAAUGCAUACAGUAAUGUAAUGAUGUUCCAUCACUGUUUAUACUUUCACCCCAUUCAAUUGCAAUAUAUUUUUUUAAAGGAGUGUACUGUUUUAUGUUUGAUAUAUUUAUACUUUAUUUUUGUUUUGACCCUGUCAGGAAGAUACCUGUUGCUUUGAAAGCCAAUUAGGGAACAUUAAAAAAAAACUGUUAAUAUCAUCUUGUGCCCCAACACUGUUGUCAUUAAAGUUAAGGGGCUAAGGGCGGAGUCACCUCCCCCUCAUGCAACAUCCCCUUUGUUACCCCCCCCCCAAAAAAAAAAAUGCCACCAAACUAACUUUAUAAUUGGUUCAAAACAAAGUUUGGAAUCAGCAGUAGUACAAUGUAUGAAAAGUACACCCUUUCACCUACAUAUUGUAUGGUUCUUCUCUGAAGUAGCAUCAUUCCCAAUAUUCCAAAUUUAAAUCAGGCCAUUUAUAACCCAAUUGUUUUUUCCCUUUCUACUUACAAACGCAAAUUGGAUAUGCACACAGUGACCACCUAGGCUUUAUAUUGUAUUUCAGAAAAAAACAACUUUUCUUAAGGUGUGGGUGCGUCGUGAUCUAGUGUUUCUGACUCUCGCCUUUCAAACAGAGGGUCGUGGGUUCGAAUCCUAGCCAAGGCGUGUUUUCCUUCAGCAAGAAGUUU